CAGUUAGGAUUUCGAUUUGAUCAUAAACUUGAAAUGAUUCUACCUGAAUGUAGUAGUGGUGGUGGUGAUCAAAGUCCAAAUAUAUCAUUAAAAAAAGAAAAGCUUUAUUCGGGUUAUUGUCUUCGUCCUUAUGUGGCUUACAAAGGUAGUCAUGCUGUUGAUUAUUCCAAAAAAGCAAAUGUGAAAAUGCGCAAAGACGCUUUACUAAUCGAUCAAGAAGAUGCUCAACUUCUAAGAAUUGUAGAAGGCUAUUGUUCUUCAUCGCAUUUGAGUCGUUUAUUAAAUAAACAAGGACAACGAUCGAAUAAUCGAUGUUUCACUGACCAGCCACCUCAGUUAAUUGUGGCUGAAGAUGAGAAAAUUCUUGUCGAAGAAGUUGUUGGUGAUGAAAUCAUUGUCCAAGAAAAAAGCUUAGUGGAUACGGUUUAUGCAUUGAAGGAUCAAAUCAGUGAAAUGCAAAAGGAAAUACGAUUAUUGAAUAAGACAAUUGAUCACGAACAAAAAGCUCGUCGUCGUGUAGAAGAAUCGUUAAGGCGCUUAACACAAAAUUCAUUAAGAAAAUCGAGUAUAAAUCAAGCAGAUUCAGAAUCUCAAUAA
Messenger RNA from Dracunculus medinensis (Guinea worm), 597 nucleotides. NCBI's taxonomy places the organism in Eukaryota, Metazoa, Nematoda, Chromadorea, Rhabditida, Dracunculidae. The record is from the annotation of a GenBank genome assembly.